Messenger RNA from Huiozyma naganishii CBS 8797, 2157 nucleotides. It is a transcript of the gene ZIP2, whose product is annotated as Zip2p. The transcript has a single exon. The coding region runs from base 1 to 2157 and encodes 718 amino acids. The record is from RefSeq and is a predicted model, not a curated record. NCBI's taxonomy places the organism in Eukaryota, Fungi, Ascomycota, Saccharomycetes, Saccharomycetales, Saccharomycetaceae.
AUGAACACAUUGUACUUUGAUUUUUGGGAACAGGAGUUGGAAAAUAAGAACAAGAGCACUGGCGGCUAUGAAGAAUUGGUUAUUAAGGUAAAGGAAAGCGUGACUUUACAACGAAGAGCACGAAGGAUUUUGGGACAGUUAAACAAGACUUUCAACCAAACAAAAGAGGGGAACUGUUGGGGACAUAACAAUUUGGUGCUACCGAGCAAAGAUGACUUGACACGAUUUUCCCUACCGAAUAUUCCACGUUGUUACCAAUACACAGCAAACGGAGUAUUUCCAUUUAGCUCAUGGAAACUACACAACGACAUUGACCAACAGGUGGUCCCAAAAGAGUUGAAGGAAAAGCUGACUGUGAGCAAACAGAAUUUGGAAAUAUUGAAGGAAUUGAGAAAUGACAAGCGUCCCUCAUUCAAUGAAUCGUUCUGCGACCUAUUAGGAAAACAAAAAAUAAUGGGGUUUUAUAUAGUGCCCGAAGAUCAGAUUAGUAAGAAAACCGCCGCUUACAAAACUUAUUACAAACGUGUCUCUGGCGAAUUAAUGCCAGCUAAAUUACAGCAUGAAUUUGACACUCUUAUGGAUGAAGAGCUAGUUAACAUUGUAGAGUUCUACCAAGACUUCGAUGAAACGGUUAGAAUGAAACCUUUUAGGUAUCAAGGGUUUAGCAAGUUCAUCUUGGAAAUAAAUAUACCCUUUCAUCAACACAAAAAGAGAAAUUUAGAAUUCUUGUUGUGGAAAAACUCCAAUUCGCCUUUACCAGAGGAUAACACUAUUUUCAAGAGUUUGGAAAGCAAAGUAUUCAACGCUAGUUUCCACGAGUUUGAGUUUUACAGACUCCCAAUUCGUGGUUUCGAUAGAAAGAACAGCAAAAAAAGGCAAAGAUUUCAAUUCAGGUCAAAGCAAGUUUGGAGACUUGACAAGGAGAAACUGAAGCAGAUAAAUUGGAAUCCGUUUAGAGCCCUAAAGAAUUUACAGUUAUGCACACUGCUAGAUAAAGACAGAAUCAAACAACAGUAUUUCACACUACCAAAAGCACCUCCUUUUAAUCAAUAUCUACGUUGUGGGGAGCUUGAUCUAAUAGACAUGGAAAGAAAGAUGUUUACCAACCUUACUCUGCUCGUUCAGACACCUGUUGAACAGAUCGAGGAAGAGAAAAAUAACUUAGAUAUGACAGUUUCUGCAAACGAUGGAAAAGAAACCCCAAUCAAUGUGAGGUCCUCGAGCGUCGAGGUUACACAACCGAGUAUCAACACCUCAAGAAUGGCACUAAAGAGGUCUUUUAUUGACGACGACUUGCGUUCUCUGCUGGAACUGAAGAGGAAAAAAAGGAACAAGAAACAAAAAACUGGUGACGAUGAAUCCGUGAACAAUACUACUAUUUUAGAACUUCUAGAAUGUGGGACAAUAAUCCAGGAAACGAACGUUUCAGCAGAAAAGAUCGAGCGUGUACGAACACCUAUUGUGGAACAUUCAAAACCAAAGUCUCUGUGCAAUAAGUUUGUAAGCGCCAUUGAUCUAUCAAAUAAGAUUGCUAUCUUGAAUACCACAUUGUUGAAAAAAAACCUUCUUAUAUUGCAGAAUCUUGUUCAAAAUGGUGCCAACAUUGUGGAAUUGCAACUCCCAACCCCGUGUGACUUUAUCCUCGACAGCACAACCUGUCUACUGCGCUUGGAUAUAGCCCAAUUUUUCCAGAAAACCCACCAUGGUAAAUUAAUGUACCAAACGCAGAUAUCAAAGCUUCUCCGGGAGUAUCACAAGGUCAUCAUAUUGGUAGAGUAUUCCAAAGGGUUUGAAGACUACGACCCCGACAUCUUCUGGAAAGUACGACUCUUUUUGGAGAAUCCGCGCUGCGAAUGCUCCUUUACUACGAGUGAACUUAGCGCGGUCUCCUACUGGAUACAAUGGUACAUCACACGAUAUUCACCAAACACUGGGUACAAUAUGGAUGAUCUGGAGGAGACCCAAGAAAGCAAAUACCACGAAGUGUUGUCGUUCCUAUCGAUCAACCCGUUCGCCCUGCAAGAUAUCGUGAACCGCUUCACUCUACCAGAGUUUCUGUUCUAUAUGUCCCCUGGGAACGAAAACCCAUUUUUGAAAGGUGUACUGACCAAGUCACAACGUCACAGAACGGAGCAACUGCUGUCACUACACUGGUAG